CGUCACUCGCGCGCACCGCGACGAAUCGACCAUAUGGCCAUCCAUCAGCUCAGCUUCGUGCUCCUCCUCAUGCUGCUCGCGCCGGCGACGUCGCGUGCCCGCGACAGCAUCGCGCCGGGCGAGCCGCUCGCGGGCCACGACACGCUCGUCUCUGCCGGCGCCGGCGACGGCGGCGGCUUCGCGCUCGGGUUCUUCACCCCGCCGGGAUCCAACGACACCUACGUCGGGGUGUGGUACGCGCGGGUGUCCCCCCGCACCGUCGUCUGGGUCGCCAACCGCGCCGACCCCGUCCCGGGCCCCGUCGACGGCAACGCCGGCGCCACGUUGUCCGUGUCCCGCGCCUGCGAGCUCGCCGUCGCCGACGCCAACUCCACCGUCGUGUGGUCGGUCACGCCGGCGACGACAGGGCCCUGCACGGCGAGGAUACGGGACGACGGCAACCUGGUCGUCACCGACGAGCGCGGCCGGGUGGCGUGGCAGGGGUUCGACCACCCCACCGACACGCUGCUCCCCGGGAUGAGGAUUGGGGUGGACUUCGCCGCCGGCAACAACAUGACGCUGACGGCGUGGAAGAGCCCCUCCGACCCGUCGCCGAGCUCUGUGGUCGUGGCCAUGGACACCUCCGGCGAUCCGGAGGUGUUCCUCUGGAACGGGCCGAACAAGGUGUGGCGCUCCGGCCCCUGGGACGGCAUGCAGUUCACCGGCGUCCCGGACACCAUCACCUACAAGAACUUCAGCUUCAGCUUCGUGAACAGCGCCCGGGAGGUCACCUACAGCUUCCAGGUGCCCGACGCGAGCAUCAUGUCGCGGCUGGUGCUGAACAGCAGCGGCGGCGGGCUGGUGCAGCGGUGGACGUGGGUGGAGGCGGCGGGGGCGUGGAACCUGUACUGGUACGCGCCCAAGGACCAGUGCGACGCCGUGUCGCCGUGCGGCGCCAACGGGGUGUGCGACACCAACAGCCUCCCCGUGUGCUCCUGCCUCCGCGGGUUCGCGCCGCGGUCGCCGGCGGCGUGGGCGCUGCGGGACGGCCGCGACGGGUGCGCGCGGGAGACGCCGCUCGGUUGCGCCAACGGCACCGACGGGUUCGCCGUGGUGCGGCACGCCAAGGCGCCCGACACGACCGCCGCGACGGUGGACUACGACGCCGGCCUCCAGCUGUGCCGGCGGAGGUGCCUGGGCAACUGCUCGUGCACGGCGUACGCCAACGCCAACCUCAGCGCGCCGCCCGGGCGCCGCGGCUGCGUCAUGUGGACCGGCGAGCUGGAAGACCUUCGAGUGUACCCGGCCUUCGGCCAGGACCUCUACGUCCGCCUCGCCGCCGCCGAUCUCGAUUCAACAAGCAAGUCUAAGAAGAAGACGCACAUUAUAAUUGCAGUAGUUGUCAGCAUCUGUGCGCUGGCAAUUAUUUUAGCCCUUACUGGGAUGUACAUUUGGAGAACAAAGAAGACAAAAGCAAGGCGACAAGGACCAAGUAACUGGAGUGGUGGUUUACACAGUAGAGAGCUCCACAGUGAAGGAAAUAGCCAUGGGGAUGACCUGGAUCUGCCUCUAUUUGAUUUGGAGACAAUAGCAUCAGCCACAAAUGGUUUCUCAGCAGACAACAAACUUGGAGAAGGUGGCUUUGGGCCAGUAUACAAGGGUACACUAGAGGAUGGGCAAGAAAUAGCAGUUAAAACACUUUCAAAGACGUCAGUACAGGGUCUUGAUGAGUUCAGGAAUGAGGUUAUGUUGAUAGCUAAACUCCAGCAUCGAAAUCUUGUUCAACUUAUUGGCUACAGCGUUUGUGGACAAGAAAAGAUGCUUCUAUACGAAUUUAUGGAAAACAAAAGCCUGGACUGUUUCCUGUUUGACAAAUCCAAGAGCAAGCUACUUGACUGGCAAACAAGAUACCACAUAAUCGAGGGGAUUGCCCGAGGUUUGCUGUAUCUUCACCAGGACUCAAGAUAUAGAAUCAUCCACAGAGACCUGAAGACAAGCAACAUUCUUCUGGAUAAGGAGAUGACUCCUAAAAUUUCAGACUUUGGUAUGGCAAGAAUGUUUGGCAGUGACGACACGGAAAUAAAUACAGUUAGAGUGGUUGGCACAUACGGCUAUAUGGCCCCCGAGUACGCAAUGGAUGGAGUAUUUUCAGUGAAAUCAGAUGUAUUCAGUUUCGGCGUCAUAGUGCUAGAAAUCAUUUCUGGUAAAAGGAACAGGGGUGUCUACAGCUACUCCAGCCACCUAAACCUUCUAGCACGUGCAUGGAGCUCAUGGAGUGAAGGGAACAGCCUCGAUCUCGUCGACAAAACACUGAACGGCUCAUUCAACCAAGAGGAAGUGCUAAAAUGCCUCAAAGUGGGGCUCCUAUGUGUCCAGGAGAACCCGGACGACCGUCCUCUCAUGUCCCAGGUGCUCCUGAUGCUGGCCAGCGCCGAUGCCACCUCAUUGCCAGAUCCCAGGAAGCCUGGGUUCGUCGCAAGAAGAGCUGCAACGGAGGACACGUCGUCGAGCAGACCAGACUGCAGCUUCGUGGACAGCAUGACCAUCACCAUGAUCGAGGGCAGGUAGGAAUAUAGGAUCGGAGUCGGAGCGCGACAUUGUACUGAAGAUUACUAGAACGCCUUUGCCUUUGCAUUUUACUAGGUAUUCUGUGUAGAAUCAUAUAUAGUCUUGUGAUUGAUUAACCCUAGCACUGAGUUGCGAAUUCAAUCCCACCCAAAUAACCAGAAAUCGAGAUGCUACAACCA
Oryza sativa Japonica Group (Japanese rice) is the source of this 2726-nucleotide messenger RNA. Its product is annotated as receptor-like serine/threonine-protein kinase SD1-8. Gene Ontology annotation, biological process: recognition of pollen; protein phosphorylation. The record is from RefSeq and is a predicted model, not a curated record. NCBI's taxonomy places the organism in Eukaryota, Viridiplantae, Streptophyta, Magnoliopsida, Poales, Poaceae. Gene Ontology annotation, molecular function: ATP binding; protein serine/threonine kinase activity.